This is a messenger RNA of Stomoxys calcitrans (stable fly), 806 nucleotides long. Its product is annotated as lipopolysaccharide-induced tumor necrosis factor-alpha factor homolog. The record is from RefSeq and is a predicted model, not a curated record. Gene Ontology annotation, molecular function: zinc ion binding. NCBI's taxonomy places the organism in Eukaryota, Metazoa, Arthropoda, Insecta, Diptera, Muscidae. The transcript has 2 exons. The coding region runs from base 225 to 650 and encodes 141 amino acids.
AAGUGUUAACUUUAGUCUUCGCUGAAUAGCCAAAGUAACUAGUCGAAAACGCAAAGAGUGUUUGACGGGAUUCGAAAACUAUAAACGAAAAAACGAAAAGUGAAAAAUAAAAAAAAUCUAUUAGCCAUAGUUUCUGAAGAUAACAUUCGGAAAAAUAGCAAGCGAUUUUGUAAAAUAUUUAUUGUUUUUUUAUUUCGAAAUUAAAUUGAGUUACUAUAAACAACAUGGAUAAAUCACAACCUCCACCAUAUGCUGAACAUCAACCAGGAUUUACACCGGCUUCGUAUUAUCAGCCAGGUCAACCGCAUACACAACAACCACAGGGUUUAUAUCCUCCAAUGCCGCAACCACAGCCCUAUAAUCCUCCACCACACCAACAGCCUACUGUGAUUAUUCAAACCACCACCACUCGCCCAAACCUGGUGGCGAUCGGUAAUCAGCCCACACGAAUGCAAUGUCCAUCAUGUCAUGCAGAUAUUGUGACGACCGUUAAGCAUUCAGCCAAUUCAAGGACUCAUUGUUGGGCAUUUGUGUUGUGUCUGUUUAUAUGCUGGCCAUGUAUGUGUGUGCCCUAUUGCAUGGAUUCUUGCCAGACUGCCAAUCAUUCCUGUCCCAAUUGUAAUGCCUACAUUGGAGCCUACGAUAAUUGAUACAGCUUCCAGUUACAAUUCUUCAUUUAAUAUUUCCAGUUUUUAUUGCAUAUAGUAUUGUGUAAAAUGUUUUUUUUUUCAAAGUGUGCCAAAAAAUAAUAUAAUAUUCUUUGUUAAGUAAUUAAAUAAAGUCUUAAAGAUAACAAAUGCGUCAAA